AACUAUUAGCAAUGUCUCACCUAUUGGGUUUGUAUUCUGUUGCCAAAAUCUUGGAGUCCAUGCUUGCAAAGCUCCUAGUGUGGUUCCCCUUUUGGCAUUAUGUAAAGGGCAUAACCACCUUCUUGCUGGUGGUACCUUACUUUCAUGGUGCUUCUUAUAUCUAUUUGCUCCUCAUUAAGCCCUACAUUUCGGGGAAUUCACAAAUAUGCGGCCAUUUACUCAUCCCAAGGACAAAGGCUUGCAUGUUAAAUGAGCAAAAUGACAUUCUUGAUGCAGCAGAUAGCUACAUCAGAGAAAUUGAAGAGGAUGAAUGGGAGAAAUCCAUCAUUUACAAGGUAAAUUAAUCAACCUACUUAUGC
Camellia sinensis is the source of this 359-nucleotide messenger RNA. Lineage: Eukaryota; Viridiplantae; Streptophyta; Magnoliopsida; Ericales; Theaceae. The record is from RefSeq and is a predicted model, not a curated record.